Messenger RNA from Bactrocera tryoni, 728 nucleotides. RefSeq lists its product as uncharacterized. Lineage: Eukaryota; Metazoa; Arthropoda; Insecta; Diptera; Tephritidae. The record is from RefSeq and is a predicted model, not a curated record. The coding region runs from base 25 to 681 and encodes 218 amino acids. The transcript is spliced from 2 exons.
CGUCAGCUAACAUUAACUGAAAUAAUGAAAGUCCUCACAGUAAUAUUACUUAUUUGCCUUGCGAAUGUGAUUGGUGCUAACAAAGUUGCAUUUCCAAAUGUUAACUAUGAAGGAAUUGUAGAUGAUUUUAUAAAAGAAGCUCAAGAUAUUACUAUUAAAACUGCCAACGCUUUGGAAUCGCAAUAUAAAAUAAUCGUUGUAGAACCCACAAACCAAGUUGACGCGGUCGUACAGAAUAUUGAGGAUCGCCGCGAAGAGAGUCCAAAGUGUGUAGAAGUUAAGGAUCCUGAGGUUCAGAUCGUUGUGGACAGUUUACAUGAUGAAAUUAAUGUUUGCGGCGCUAUUGCGGUUAAAACAUCAGCGGGAAUUAUGAAUGAUGUUAACGCUGCAACUCAGCAGAUAGUAUUGGACGGUUAUGACGUUUUAAAACUCUAUCAAAAAUGCAAAAACUACAAAAACAGUGUUUUAAAGAAUUCCUGUUACGCUAAACUAUCAAUUAAAGUUACAUUGUACAUUAAAAACUCGCGUCGAUCUAUAAAUACUAUCAAAGGUGCUAAACAUCGUGUUCCUGCAGUGUUCUCUGAAGCAGAUGAUUGCACACAUACGGCUGCAGAUCUAGCCAUUGUUGAUUUAAAUGCCAUUCAUACUGAAGUUGUUUCCUGUAUAAAUGAAAAUAAUUAAAAAAAAUAAAGAAAUACUUAUUGGAGUAUAUACUCGCUGAGACCUUU